Messenger RNA from Sciurus carolinensis (gray squirrel), 2366 nucleotides. It is a transcript of the gene Lman2, whose product is annotated as lectin, mannose binding 2. Gene Ontology annotation, cellular component: endoplasmic reticulum-Golgi intermediate compartment; COPII-coated ER to Golgi transport vesicle; Golgi membrane. The record is from RefSeq and is a predicted model, not a curated record. Lineage: Eukaryota; Metazoa; Chordata; Mammalia; Rodentia; Sciuridae. Bases 190 to 1143 code for a protein of 317 amino acids. Gene Ontology annotation, biological process: endoplasmic reticulum organization; Golgi organization; endoplasmic reticulum to Golgi vesicle-mediated transport. The transcript has 8 exons. Gene Ontology annotation, molecular function: D-mannose binding.
GUGAUGGAACGGCACUCAACCAGGACAGGGGGCUGCCCAUCUAAUAAAGCUGCCGUCCCCUUGGCUGCGAGGCUUUGUUUUUUAACUCCCCGGUGACACUAGAGUUGGAGGGCUUCCAGCCGGAUGCCAUUAGAUAGGACACCCGGAAGGCGGAAGUCCUAGGACGGAAGUGGCCGAGAGGAAAGGAGAAUGGCGGCGGAGAGCUGGUUUUGGAGCUGGGGCUGGGGCCGGCGGUGCCUAGGGAGACCUGGGCUUCCUGGCCCCGGCCCUGGCCCCGUUACACUUCUACAUCUUCUGCUGUUGCUGGCGUCAGUGGUUGCGGAUAUAACUGACGGCAACAGUGAACACCUCAAGCGGGAGCAUUCACUUAUUAAGCCCUACCAAGGGGUUGGUUCCAGCUCCAUGCCUCUCUGGGACUUCCAAGGCAGCACUAUGCUUACGAGCCAGUAUGUGCGUCUGACCCCUGAUGAGCGUAGCAAAGAGGGCUCUAUUUGGAACCACCAGCCUUGCUUCCUCAAGGACUGGGAGAUGCACGUCCACUUCAAAGUCCACGGCACAGGGAAGAAGAAUCUCCAUGGAGAUGGUAUCGCCUUGUGGUACACCCGGGACCGCCUUGUACCAGGGCCUGUGUUUGGAAGCAAAGACAACUUCCACGGCUUAGCCAUCUUUCUGGACACAUACCCCAAUGAUGAGACCACUGAGCGUGUGUUCCCGUACAUCUCGGUGAUGGUGAACAAUGGCUCCCUGUCCUACGACCAUAGCAAAGAUGGACGCUGGACUGAGCUGGCGGGUUGCACUGCUGAUUUCCGCAACCGGGACCAUGAUACCUUCCUGGCUGUGCGCUACUCCCGGGGCCGUCUGACGGUGAUGACUGACUUGGAGGACAAGAACGAGUGGAAAAAUUGCAUUGAUAUCACGGGAGUGCGCCUGCCCACUGGCUACUACUUUGGAGCGUCGGCUGGCACCGGAGACCUGUCUGACAAUCAUGACAUCAUCUCUAUCAAGUUGUUCCAACUGAUGGUAGAGCACACGCCUGAUGAGGAAAACAUCGACUGGACUAAGAUCGAACCUGGUGUCAACUUCCUCAAGUCACCUAAAGACAAUGUGGACGACCCCACGGGGAACUUCCGCAGUGGACCCUGACGGGGUGGAGGGUGUUCCUGCUGCUGCUGUGCGCACUCCUGGGUAUCAUCGUCUGUGCCGUUGUGGGUGCUGUGGUGUUUCAGAAGCGCCAGGAGAGGAACAAGCGUUUCUACUGAGCACCUGGCUUGGCAGGGAAGAACCUGACCAUUGGCCCAGGCACUAAUGUGAACUCUUUUUUUUUUUUUUUUUUUACUGGGAUUGUAAAAGAAAAAUAAGACGACCUUAUUUCUUAACCGUUUCAAAGAAAUGAUUAAUAGUAUUUUCAUACAUUUUGCUUCUUGCCCAGCAGGGACAGGUGGCAGGCCCAGGAUCAGGGUGUAGCAACUCCACAGCUGGAGACAAGCCUCUUGCCCUGGGUGGCAUCUCAGGAGCAGGAGCUUCUGUACCUGGGGCAGAGCUGAGGCCCUGUAGGUGGCCGUUGAACACUGGAGGAUCCCCCAGGCUACAUUGGGGUGGCUCCUGAGGACCCAGAGCAGUGGUUUUGUUCUAAGGUGUGUGUUUUGUGUGGUGACUGACAAGGCCCAAAUUGGAGAACUUGGGCCUUCCCAUUCCCCUGAGCUUCUCAAGGCAGACCUCAGGCGAGGCUGGAGGAGCAGUUGGGUGGGGCCCAUAGUGUGACUAUUUGCUAAAUAAAGUGGAAUAGCCAACCUCAGCUGCGUGACGCCCUCAGGGCUUUUCUUUUUCUUCUGAUAACUUCCAGCUGGCCACUGCAUUGCAGCUCUCAGCCUUUGCCACCUCCCUCGCUCCAGGUGAAAGGAUGGGGUAGGGAAGACUUGGGGUACUAUGCAGAGGGUACUGCCUCAACCCAGGCUCCGAGGGUAGGCCAGGGCAGGUGGUAGGACGCAGUGACAGUCUAGGAGGCCUGGUUGACCUGGAGGGACUGGUGGGGUCAGGAGGACAGGUUUGGGUCAGCCGUGGUAUUCCCUUUGGUUUCCGUAAGGGAAUAAAGAUAACAGUGGAAGGAAGCCAGCUGCUGAAGGGAGAGCAUGCCCGUGUGUCACCUUUCAUGGUCACCUCCACCCAGGUCACGGCCUGCUGCAUUGUGUCCCUGCCCAGUCCAAAUCUGUCCCCAAAGAGUCCUUACCAGUUCCAUCUCUUGUCUUUAUCAUCUCUUUCCCACUCACAGUUCAGUAACAUUGGGUCUUCCCAUCUCACAAAAAAAAAAAAAAACCAAACCCUGUCUUCCUGUCGUAGUCCUGCUUUUUGUGGUUAGCAUUGUCAAA